AGUUGAGGACAAUUUAGUAUUUUUAGCACCAAAAAGUACCCUAGUAGCACAAAGUGUUUUAGGGUGUAAUAAAAUGUUGAAAAGUGUCCUAUAGUGUUAAUAACUCUAGAUGAAAAGCACUACGAAGACGCGUUCACAUGAAAAUUGCAUUGAAGUUUUCUUUUUCUUUUCAAAAUCACUUUCUAUAAACUAAGUUAAGUUUGUCCAGCUAAUCUAUUACUAUUCGGUUAUCAAUGCCAAACAACAGUGAUGGUCUAGAGGAGGAACAUGAAAGGUGGACAGAAAUGGAGAGUGAGUGGAUAUCUUUAACAGAUGAUCUACGAAUGGAUAUUGAUAACCACCGUAGACACGCAGCGGAUCUGGAGAUAGAACUCAGAAAAGAGAAAACGGCUUCGGAGGAGCUAAACGACGCUCUUGGUAGAGCCAUGCUUGGUCCCCUAACAUCAUACAAUGACUUCAUUGAGCAGUACACUGAGCUCCAGGAGAAGUAUGAUGAGUUAGUUAAGAGGCAUAACGUGACGUUGGCGGGAAUAGUUGAUGUGAAGAAAGCAGCGGCUAAAGCUGCAGUGAAAGGUCGUCAUGGGAAGAGUUUUGCCAAAGCCUUUUCAGCUGAGCUUACUGCUAUUAGAGCUGAGAAGGAGAAAGAAAGAGAGUUCUUGAAGAAGGAGAACAAAGGACUUAAGAUUCAGCUGAGAGAUACCGCUGAAGCUGUUCAAGCUGCUGGAGAGUUACUGAUCAGACUCAGAGAAGCUGAGCAAUAUGUACAAUCCUCUGAGGAACGUUUCAGCUUACUUGAAGAAGAGAAUGCAAAGUUAAAGAUGCAGAUGGAGAAGUUAAAGGGCAAGCACCAGACAGAAAUGAGUACAAUGAAGCAAUAUCUUGCGGAAAGCAAAUUGCCAGGGUCUGCAUUACAGCCAUGGUUCACGGGGAAUGAGGAACAUUUAUCAGAAGACAGAACCGGUUUGGUCAAGGAGAAUGAAGAACAUGGGUCAGAAAAGAGAAAACGGCUUCGGAGGAGCUAAACGACGCUCUUGGUAGAGCCAUGCUUGGUCCCCUAACAUCAUACAAUGACUUCAUUGAGCAGUACACUGAGCUCCAGGAGAAGUAUGAUGAGUUAGUUAAGAGGCAUAACGUGACGUUGGCGGGAAUAGUUGAUGUGAAGAAAGCAGCGGCUAAAGCUGCAGUGAAAGGUCGUCAUGGGAAGAGUUUUGCCAAAGCCUUUUCAGCUGAGCUUACUGCUAUUAGAGCUGAGAAG
Molecule: messenger RNA, 1255 nt
Organism: Brassica rapa (field mustard)
Lineage: Eukaryota; Viridiplantae; Streptophyta; Magnoliopsida; Brassicales; Brassicaceae
Product: kinesin-like protein KIN-12F
Source: RefSeq, a predicted model, not a curated record